UUAGUUUAGAUGGACGGCAACGAGAAGGAGAAGCCUCCAGACGAGGAUGGUGAUAACGGUAUGGACUGGGAGAAAUACACGCGCAAGCGUAACUUGGAUUUAUCACCAACCAAGCUGGAGCCUUCCCCCAAAAAAAUUGUAAUUGACCCGGCAGAGUCCGAAAAGCAGUCGGGUAAUACAAAUAGUGCAGUUGAGGAGCCCGGUACUAGUAGGAUGGUCGAGUCUCAUGCGAACAGUCAAAAAGAGUCAGUUGAAAUAAACAAAAGUAACUCAACUGAAUUUAACCCGCAUCUAUACAAACACCCCAGUCUAGACAGCAAAUCACGAGAGUAUGGUGCCAACGAUGAUGGACCUUUCAUAGUGCAUGUCUCUAGAGAGGCCGCCCCUUCCUCCAGUGCCACUCUAAAACCCAUAAAUGUAGGCCUUUUACUAACUCAGGCAAACGUCAAUAACAUCCAGAAGGACGGUGGCAUUAAAUCGGUGGGUCGCAACAGAGUAGCGGUCACUUUCUCCACAGCUGCGGAUGCAAAUAACUUCCUUAAGCACCCGCUUCUAGGCAAAAAUAAGUUUAUAGCUGAUAUCCCUUCAUAUCAUGUAUCUCGAAUGGGAGUGGUGCGAGGAGUUCCUUCAGACUGGACUAUGGAGGAAUUGGUCAAUGGAACGUCCCUUAGAGAAGGUAAAGGGAAGAUCCUUAAAGCUCGUCGACUUCAACGGAAGAUACUUAAAGAUGAUGGCUCCCCGUCUUGGGUUCCGACUCAAUCGGUAGUAGUAACUUUUGAGGGUCAAAGCUUGCCUGCCAAAAUUUUUGCAUACUACACCUCAUUAGUUGUGGACGUGUAUCAGCUGCCAAUAAUCCAAUGUAGGAAGUGCGCCAAAUGGAGCGACAUUCUACCGAACGACGUUGCGCCUUUAAUGGUCACACUUGCAGAGCGACUCACCUUUCAUAAUAGGUCACCAGGUCAACUUUUUACAAUGGAAUAGUCGGAGUAUCAUCCCAAAGAAACCAGAACUUACCCAGUUGAUCAAUGAUCAUGCUGUGUCCGUUGCGGCCAUCUCGGA
Messenger RNA from Leguminivora glycinivorella, 1059 nucleotides. RefSeq lists its product as uncharacterized. The record is from RefSeq and is a predicted model, not a curated record. Lineage: Eukaryota; Metazoa; Arthropoda; Insecta; Lepidoptera; Tortricidae. The coding region runs from base 10 to 981 and encodes 323 amino acids. The transcript has 2 exons.